This is a messenger RNA of Pistacia vera, 1964 nucleotides long. RefSeq names its product WD repeat-containing protein 43. Gene Ontology annotation, molecular function: protein binding. The transcript has 12 exons. The coding region runs from base 38 to 1924 and encodes 628 amino acids. NCBI's taxonomy places the organism in Eukaryota, Viridiplantae, Streptophyta, Magnoliopsida, Sapindales, Anacardiaceae. The record is from RefSeq and is a predicted model, not a curated record.
ACAAACGCUUUCUCCCUCUCAACAUCUGACGACGACGAUGGCUAAGCAGAAGCUCAAGUCUCUUAUAACUUCUUUCACUCCUGACGGGGACUUCCUCGCAGUCUUGUACCCGAACGGUGUCGUUAAAAUAUGGAGCACAAGCAAUGGAACUCUGUUGGCAGAGUGGAAGCAGCCAGAUGGAGAUACUGUAGUUGGUUAUUCAUGUAUAGCAUGCAGUUUUGUUGGAAAGAAGCGUAGAAAGGAACGUGGUACUUGCUUAUUAGCUCUUGGCACAAGUGAAGGUGAAAUAUUGGUGAUUGAUGUUUUUACUGGAGAGACGAAGUGGAAAUCUACUGGACAUCACUCUGGUGGACUUGCUGGUCUUGCUUUUGCAAAUAAUGGCUGUAGUUUACAUGUUGUUGGAAGAAGUGGAAUGGCUUCCAAGAUGAAAUCAGAAAGUGGAGAAGUAAUAGAAGAGUUUGGAGCUUCAAAAAAGCCUAUCUCUUCUUUAGCUUUUUCAUGUGAUGAGAAAAUAUUUGCUUUAGCCAGUGAUAAGUUACGGGUUCUAAGCAUGGAAAAUGGGAAAGAGGUUCUGAAGUUUGUGUAUGAUGUGGGUCAAGUGCAGUACCUAUGUAUAUCUGAUGAUGCAAAGACCAUUGUUACAUCAGGUUCUGGGGAAAAACAUCUUCAAGUGUGGAAUUGUGAUUUCAGUUCCAAAUCUGCAAGUAGCGGUCCUGGUCUUUUGAUGCGACAUCCUCCAUUAGCUAUUCAAUGCAAGAAUAGUACAAAUGACGAAGGUAGUAAAGUCAUAUUAGCAGUUUCAGAAUCUGGUGCAGCUUAUGUUUGGAAUUUGAAGAUUAUUUCGAAAGAUGAAGAAAUAAACCCAACAAAGAUCACUGUAAAAGCUACCAAAGGUGACGCAGAUCUGCAAAACAGUGUGAAUGUGAAGAAGAGUCGCACUUCUAUUAUUGCUGCCAGAUUGACUGCUGUAGAAGCAGAUGGACAGGUGACAGCCCUUAUCAGUUAUGGUUCAAUAGAUUCUCCACAGUUUAGUCUUGUGAAAAUUAGUAACCCAGGGGAGAAUAUUGUUAUUACUGAUGGAGAUGCAACUGUAACCAUUCGAGAAAAUGGGAUUCCUACAGGGAAAGAGUCUGAAGCAGCCACCGCUUCAGCCCAAACUAAAAAAGGAAGUAAGAAACGAGCUGCAUCUGAUCCUGAUCUUGCAACCACUAGAAGUGUUGUAGAUAGUGGUCAUGGGGAGGAUAUGGAUGGAGUCAUUGAUGAUGAUCUGAAUGAGCCUACAAUGGGUGACAAACUUGCAAAUUUGAAUUUACUAGAUAAUGAUAAAUCCAAGGGCCAUGAAAUACAAGAAUCCGUUCCUGCAAAGCCUCCAAGUGCAGAUUCAGUUAAUGUUCUGCUUAAGCAAGCACUACAUGCAGAUGAUCGAGCUCUUCUCUUAGAGUGCUUAUAUAACCAAGAUAAUAAGGUUAUCGCAAAUUCAAUAUCACAGUUAAAACCAGCUGACGUUCUCAAGCUUUUACAUUCUCUUGUAUCUAUAAUUCAGUCAAGAGGUGCAGUAUUGGCAUGUGCCCUUCCGUGGCUAAAAAGUUUGCUUCUUCAACAUGCUAGCGGAAUUAUGUCCCAGGAAUCUUCAUUACUUGCCCUGAACACUUUAUACCAGCUCAUAGAAUCUAGAGUCUCAACAUUCCAAUCGGCUCUUCAAAUAUCAAGUUGCUUGGACUUCCUUUAUUCAGAGAUUGUUGAUGAAGGGUUGGAAGAGAAUGACGCCGUGAUACCUGUAAUAUACGAGGACAAGGAUACUGAUGAAGAAGAAUCUGAAGAUGCCAUGGAUACUGAUCAAGAUAAUGAAGACGAAGAAAAAGAAGACAAUGAAGAAGCUGGCGGAAUUAGCGAUUUUGAAGGGAGUGAUGGCAUGAGUGAUUGAAGGUUACCCCUAUCAAAAAAAAAAAAAAAAGAAUUGGCCU